AUGGAUGCCCACGUCACGCACUUUGCUCUCGACUGGAUGACACUUCGCGGCCUUGUUCUGCUCAAGACAGACGAACAACUGGCAAAGUGCCAUUUCACUCGAGUCUUGGCGGUGGCGGCGGCCGUCGGUGACUCGACUGCUACCGCUAGGUCCUUUAGCGUACCUGUCGCAUCGUUUCACCUGGCAAGGGAACUCGUGCCGGACGACCCGACGGCCGCCGUGGACCUCCUCGAUCAAGCAUGGGCAUGGUACAAACGUUCGAAAACGUCGUCCCGCUCGAAAGAUGCGGUGGGAUAUGCCACGCGGAUCAAAGUGCUGCGGGCGCUCUUGAAGCCCGAUUCGUCCCACGUCUCGUCCGUCGAUGCCCCGUCUAUCGUGACGACAGCUCCUUGA
Molecule: messenger RNA, 393 nt
Organism: Aphanomyces invadans
Lineage: Eukaryota; Oomycota; Saprolegniomycetes; Saprolegniales; Verrucalvaceae
Exons: 1
Coding region: 1-393 (130 amino acids)
Source: RefSeq, a predicted model, not a curated record